Miscanthus lutarioriparius is the source of this 2763-nucleotide messenger RNA. NCBI's taxonomy places the organism in Eukaryota, Viridiplantae, Streptophyta, Magnoliopsida, Poales, Poaceae. The record is from the annotation of a GenBank genome assembly.
AUGGUGGAGAGGAGGUACGGUCCCUGUGCCAGCGAUGGCUUCUUCCUCCUACGGCUGCUGCUGCCGUUCUUGUUCGUCUUCUCCUUUCUUGAUGUGCCACCGGCCACCGCCGCCACCAACACCACCACCACGCAAUCGCCUCCACUGAACGACACGCAAAAGUCCAUCAUGAAUGAUAUUGCGAGUCUGGUUAACUCUGAAUCUGCCAACACCUGGUGGAACACUGCAGAGAAUCCAUGCAACUGGAAAGGAAUCAGUUGCAUACAUUCCAGUUCUUCCUCGGUCGUCACUAGCAUCGCCUUGACCAACUUUGGCUUAUCCGACUCCUCCAUCUUUGCCCACCUUUGCCGGCUUGACACCUUGCAGUCCCUUGACCUCUCCCGAAAUUCGUUCACAAAUUUGUCCGCCCAGUUCUUCGCCAAUUCUUCUUGCUCCAUGAAAGAAGGGUUGCAGUCACUUAAUCUGAGCACCAAUCAGUUGGCUAAUUCGCUCAGUGAUUUAUCCCACUUCCCCCAGCUGGAAGUUCUUGACUUGUCCUUCAAUUCCUUUGCCAGCAGAAAUCUGAGUGCAGACUUGGGUAAUUUUCCCAAAUUAAGGAGCUUCAACGCUAGUACCAAUAACUUGAAUGGUGAGGUUCCUACCAGUAUGGUCGGCCCUUUGCUGGAGUUGGUAUUGUCUGGUAAUCAACUGAGUGGUUCAAUUCCUCUGCGUUUGUUUAGAUAUGAAAAUCUCACUCUCCUAGAUCUCAGCCAGAAUGCUCUGACUGGUGUUGUCCCAGAUAAGUUCAUGAGUCUCCCCAAGCUCGAGACUUUGCUUCUUUCAGGCAAUAAACUGAUUGGGGAAAUACCAGCGAGCCUCUCAAAUGUGACAACGCUGGCUAGGUUUGCAGCCAACCAGAAUAAUUUUACUGGUCCAAUCGCCAGCUGGAUUACCAAGCAUGGUUCAGUGCCCUCUCCUAUCGGUGAACUUGACAAACUGGUAGUUCUGAAGCUUCAAAAUAACAGCCUCAUCGGACCUAUUCCAAGUACAUUUUCCGAUUUGAAAAUCCUGAGCACAUUGAAUCUUAGUCAGAAUUCACUCAGUGGAGGGAUACCAAGCGGAAUUUUCGAGCUGCCAAAGCUUUCAAACUUGUAUUUGCAGGGCAACAAUAUCAGUGGGCAUAUUCCGAUCUCAAUCAGUUCAUCGAAGUAUCUAAUCGAGCUCAAUCUGGGUGAUAAUGCUCUGACUGGUACCAUUCCAACCAUGCCAACCACUGUGACUACAUCUGUUCUUAAUCUUAGUCAUAACCAUCUUAACGGGCCUAUUCUUUCAAACAUCAACUCUUUAAGUGAAUUAGAGAUUCUUGAUCUUUCACACAACAACCUGUCUGGUGAUGUCCCAUCUUCACUAGGGACCCUGCAAAGCCUGACACUGCUGGAGCUUUCUUAUAAUGAUCUUUCUGGAUCUGUUCCUAAAUUCCGCCAAAAUCAAAAUGUGGACAUUGAUAUUGUCGGGAAUCCUGAUCUUGUAAUUGGUACAGGAAACAAUAAUGACACUCCUACUACUGGUAAGAAAAAGAGGCACAAUUUUGUCAUCAUCUUCACUAUUUGUGGCGCUAUUUUUGGAUUAUGUGCGCCUGCUGCUAUUGUUAUGAUCUUAUCAAAGGGAAUAUAUCGUGUUGAAGGCGAAAGGAUACCUGCUGGGGAGGGUGUUUCUCAAAUCAUUAAUGGCACCUUCAUAACUAUGAACAGCACCAACACCGCUACACUUGAGUACAUGAAAGAAAAGCGGGAUGACUGGCGAUUCACUCCUUUCCAAGCUCUGAACUUCGAGGUUGCCGACAUACCUCAGGGACUAACAGAGGAGAACCUCGUUGGCAGUGGUGGCUCAGGGCAUGUGUACCGCGUCACAUACACCAACCGGUACAACAGCAGAACUGGGGUGGUGGCUGUGAAGCAAAUACGAAGCUUUGGGUCCCUGGACGAGAAGCUGGAGCGUGAGUUUGAAUCCGAGGCUCGCAUCCUAUGCAACAUCCGGCACAACAACAUUAUCAAGCUGCUGUGCUGCCUCUCUAGCGCAGAUUCCAAACUCCUUGUGUAUGACUACAUGGACAACGGCAGCCUGGACAAAUGGCUCCAUGGCAACUACGUCCUCCGUGCAGGGAAUUCUUUGGCGAUGGCAUGGCCUGUGCAGCGUGUGCCGUUGGACUGGCCAACAAGGCUCUUAGUGGCUGUUGGGGCUGCGCAGGGCCUGUGCUACAUGCACCAUGAGUGCUCACCACCCAUCGUUCACCGAGACAUCAAGACGAGCAAUAUCCUGCUGGACUCGGAGUUCCGGGCUAAGAUCGCAGACUUUGGGGUGUCUAGAAUGUUGGUCAGGGCAGGGGAGCCCAAUACGAUGUCUGCGGUGGCCGGAUCAUUUGGCUACAUGGCUCCUGAGUAUGCUUACACGAGGAAGGUGAAUGAGAAAGUGGAUGUUUUCGGCUUUGGUGUUGUGCUCUUGGAGCUCACGACUGACAGGAAUGCCAACGAUGGUGGCGAUCACGGUUCCCUGGCAGAAUGGGCAGGGCAUCACUACCGAUCAGGGGCGAGUAUCCCUGAUGCUACAGACAUCUGCAUCAGAUAUGCAGGGUAUGCUGACGAGAUUGAGACCGUGUUCAGGCUAGGCGUGAAAUGCACGGCUAACUCGCCGUCCUCACGCCCUACUAUGGAGGAUGUGCUGCAGGUUUUACUCAAAUGCAGCGAGCAGACGCUCAGGAAAAGCAGACUGGAGUGUACUCCGUAG